Hemicordylus capensis (graceful crag lizard) is the source of this 2998-nucleotide messenger RNA. It is a transcript of the gene OGFOD1, whose product is annotated as 2-oxoglutarate and iron dependent oxygenase domain containing 1. The coding region runs from base 33 to 1742 and encodes 569 amino acids. The transcript has 13 exons. NCBI's taxonomy places the organism in Eukaryota, Metazoa, Chordata, Lepidosauria, Squamata, Cordylidae. Gene Ontology annotation, molecular function: L-ascorbic acid binding; peptidyl-proline dioxygenase activity; iron ion binding. Gene Ontology annotation, biological process: peptidyl-proline hydroxylation; regulation of translational termination. The record is from RefSeq and is a predicted model, not a curated record. Gene Ontology annotation, cellular component: cytoplasm.
GCAAGCGUCAUGGCUUCUUCGCAUCUAGCUCUAUGAUUGGACAGCUAGGACUUAGGCCCGCCUUGAGGCAGUGGCCUGGCGCGAGGCAUGAUGGGAGUCGUAGUUUCCUGGCGAGGCCGCGCGCACAUGAGGAGGACACCAUGAGCGGGAGGCGGGUGGAAGACCUGGGGGCAGUAGCAGGCGCCAAGAAGCGCGCCAAGCGAGAGGUGGGCGCCGAGCUCUCGGCUGCCCUGCGGGAACCCACCCUCAGGGAGAAAGUGGCUGCUGCUUGGGCCCGCAAGGAGGCGCUGGAGCACGAGGCCAUUGUGCUUGAUCCUGUUCCCUUCCACCACUGCAUCAUCCCCAACUUCAUCCAGAACGAGGGCUUCCUGGAAGGCCUGCAGAAGGAACUCCUGAACCUUCACUUCCAUGAAAAGUGCAAUGACUUGUACAAAUUCAAGCAGUCAGAUGACCUGAAGAAGAGAGAAGAACCUCACAUUGCUGCAUUAAGGAAAGUCCUCUUUGAAGAGUUCCGAGGGUGGCUUUCUGAUGUGGCCCAGGUGCAACUGGAGGCCACCAUUGACCUGUCCUGUGCCAAAUAUGAAUAUACAGAUAACCUGCUCUGCCACGAUGAUGAGUUGGAGGGACGGCGGAUUGCCUUUAUCCUCUACCUUGUGCCACCAUGGGACAAGAGUGAUGGAGGCACCCUGGACCUGUUCAGCACGGACGAUCAGUUCCAGCCUCGGCUAAUCACCAAGUCCUUGGUGCCUUCGUGGAACUCGCUGGCUUUCUUUGAAGUCUCCCCAGUCUCUUUCCACCAGGUGGCUGAAGUUGUUUCCAAAGGGAAGUGUCGCUUGUCCGUGAGUGGCUGGUUUCAUGGCUCUUCGCUUGCAAGGCCUCCACGCCCCAUCGAACCUUGCCUGCCCCGAAGCCCCCACAUCCCUCGUGAUCAUGAAAUCUUGUAUGACUGGAUCAAUCCAGCUUAUCUGGAGAUGGAUUCCCAGGCCCAGAUCCAAGAAGAGUUUGAGGAUCAGUCAGAGAUCCUGUUGAAGGAUUUCCUUAAGGAUGACAAGUUCCAUCUGGUCUGUGAAGCUCUGAAGAAGGAAGGGCCCAGCUGGAGUAGGAGGGGGCCCCCUAACAAAAGGCUUUAUGAAAAAGCAGAAGAGGAGAGCCUCCCGCCCGUCUUGAAGGAGUGCAUGGAGCUGUUCCGCUCGGAGGCCUUCUUCCUGCUCCUUUCCAACUUCACUGGCUUGAAGCUGCAUUUCUUAGCUCCGGAGGAAGAGGGUGAAGAGACUGCUGUAGGAGACAGUUUGUCCAAACACAGUCAAGGAGAGAGCAGUCGAGAGGAAACGAGCAGAAGAGGUCAUACUGAUGAGUCGGGGGAAACCUCUGAUAAUGAGGAGGGCGAAAGAAAAAGUGGUUCAAGCCCCCCUCUGUGUGCUGGAGAACUGAGACGGUGGACAAAAGGCUGCUACACUCUAGUCCACGAUGCUGAAAUGGCCGAGUUUGCCCUGGACCUGCUGCUCUUCUGCGGGUGUGAAGAAUGGGAUGUGGAACGCGGCGGGUUCACGUCAUACAUCGCAAAAGGCGAAGACGAAGAGCUGCUGACAGUCAACCCAGAGAACAACUGCUUGGCUUUGGUUUACAGAGAUCGAGAGACGCUGAAAUUUGUGAAGUACAUCAACUGCCGUAGUUCAGCACAGAAAGCAACACAUCCUGACAGAACAGCAUUUUGGGACUUCUGCUUUGUUUACUAUGAAUGACUGAAGGUGCCUAGUUGUCCUGGAGAGGAUCAUAUCUAUCUAUCUAUAUUUUAUUUAUAUACAUUAAAUAGAAGGAAGAGAGUGGGGACAACUUAUCGUGUAGGCUGAAAUCCUACAUUCAUACUGUGCAAUGCCUCUUUCCCAUCAAUCCUUAGAAAGCUUAAUUCUGUGGCCUUUUCCAAGUGUCCUAACGUAUUUCUUGCAGAACUUUGUACUGGACAAGGAUUGGGUUCUCACUCAACUUUACUGGUGUACUUGGGUUCCUGCUCAGAAGUGAAGGCUUCAGAUUAGUUUGUGGAUCAAGGCUCAGGUUCACUUCCAAAAGGCAGCAGCCUGCUGAUACCUCAGGCUUGAACUCUUUCUCUUCCUGCAACAAAUAAGGUUUCCUUGCUCCAUAGCUGCCCUGAGCAAGUCGUUUUUUGUUGUUGUUUGGUAAAUGCAGAAAUGGCCUGCAUUUGGCUAAAAGUACUCCACAUGUCAAAGUAUAACUUUAAUAGAAGAAAGCAUCAUCUGACUAUGCAGUCAUAACUUCUCUGUUCUGUGGCCUGGGCUUGAUACUGGUUGUGUUAUUAGGGAUGUGCACGAACCUGUUCGGCAUUCUAUUCCUAGAACUCCAAGUAGGUUCAGAAGCCUGCAUUCAAACUGGUUCGAACGCAGGGGCGGGGACACUUAAGGAUGGGGGAGGGUGCAUUUACCCCCUCCACCACAUUUCCCCUGCUGGCACUCCCUUGAAAACCAGACCGGUAGGGCAGCAGCGUACCUCCCUGACACCCAGUCCCCGCUUCAGUCCAGAAGUAGCGUACACACAUGUGCACAUCAGCACACACAAGUGAGUAUGAUGUGCACGCUACUUCCAGUCACUUCUGGACCGAAGAGGGGAUGGGGCAGCAGGGCUGCUGUUUGAGGGAGCACUGGGGGGGGGCAUUGUUACACUCUCCCCCAUCCUUAAAGAUGCCCCCCACCUUCAAACCAGCCUCUGCCAGUUCCACACACAUCCCUAUGGGAUAGAAGGCACUUGCUCUUAUGCCCUGACUUGUAGCUGCAGUUUCAAAGCUGAAUAUUGUAAGAACAUAAGAACAGCCUUGCUGGAUCAAGCCUAAAGCCUAUCUAGUCCAGUGCCCUGUUCCCCACAGUAACCUACCAGAUGCCCUGUGAAACCACACAACUCAAGACACAGACGAGAGUGCUCCAUACCUGAGUUUACCUUUCUAACUCCUCCUUUAACCAAAUUGGAUCCUCAGGGUAAGGACCAGCCA